Rhincodon typus (whale shark) is the source of this 3000-nucleotide messenger RNA. RefSeq names its product sphingosine-1-phosphate phosphatase 2 (gene sgpp2). The record is from RefSeq and is a predicted model, not a curated record. The coding region runs from base 2087 to 2896 and encodes 269 amino acids. Lineage: Eukaryota; Metazoa; Chordata; Chondrichthyes; Orectolobiformes; Rhincodontidae. The transcript is spliced from 6 exons. Gene Ontology annotation, cellular component: endoplasmic reticulum membrane. Gene Ontology annotation, biological process: phospholipid dephosphorylation; sphingosine metabolic process. Gene Ontology annotation, molecular function: sphingosine-1-phosphate phosphatase activity.
GUGAAUGUACGAAUGGUAACCAGAGAUACAAGAUCAAUGGGUCACAUCAAUACCCUCAUGGACAGGAAAGCAAGGACAAUCAUGGGGUGAGCGGAUGUGUAGUCAAGAUGCAUCUGUCCAUGACAUUGUUAAUAGGAGGGAGCACCGCACAGUCCUUGUGUAGAUGAAGUCCCAUCUUUACAUUGAGGAUACCCUCCAUCGUGUUGGGAAGCACAAUUACUGACAGACCUUGAAGUGACCUAGAAACUGAAAACUGGGCAUCUGUGAAGUGCACUGCACUUAACCACAUUAACCACAGCAGAGUUGUAUUCAACCAUAAUCUGUAACCUCACAGCCCUGUAUAUCCCCUCAAUCUAUCAUUACCAUCAACCAGGGAACUUAAUCUGGUUCAAUGAAAACUGCAGGAGGACAUGCAAGAAUCAACCUGGGUGUCAACCUAGUGAAGCUACAACACAAGAUUACUUGCAUGCCAACAGCAGAAACUGCAUGAGAUAGACAGAACUAAACAACUCAAAACCAACAGGUCAGAUCUAACCUUUUGAGUCCUACUACAUCUAACAAUAAAUGGUGGUGAAAAAUUAAACUACCAACAGGAGGAUGAGGCUCCACAAAUAACCCAUCCUUAAUGAUGGGGAGCCCAGAACAUCAGUGCAAAAGAAAUUUGUCAGCAUCUUCUGUCAUAAGUGCCAAGUGGAUAAUCCAUCUCACACUCCUCUUGUGGUCCCCAGCAUCAUAGAUGCCACUUCUCAACAAACUCAACUCACUUUAUAUGAUACAAAGAAAUGGCUAAAAGUACUGGAUACUGCACAGGCCCUGACACAAUUCUAGAAUUGUUUUGAAGUCAUCCACUCUAGAAUAAGCUGGGCCUCAACACAGGCUGUUCAAUGCAGCCACAACACUGGUAUCGACCCAACAAUAUAACAGAAUUUCCAUGUAUAGCAUACACAAAAAGCAGGACAACCCAACCCAGCUAACAUUGCCCAAUCAGUCUACUCUCAAUCAUCAACAAAGUAAUGGAAGGGAUCGUCAAAUGUGCUAUUCUGUGGCACUUAAUCACCAAUAACCUGUGUACUGACAGUCAGUUGGGUCUCCCUUCCCAAAAUCACCAUGGUCUCAUUAUUCACUUGGUUCAAACAUGGACGAGAGUUGAAUUCCAGAGGCAGUUGAGGGUAAUUGCUUCUUGUGUCAAGGUAACAUUUCACCAUCUCCAACAAGAAAGAAUCUAAUCAUCACCCCUUGCUAAAACUCUCACUACCGUCAUCCUGGGGGAUCACUUUUGAUCAGAAAUCAAAUUGGACCAGCUACAUUGGCAGAUCUGAGGCUAAGAGUUCAAGGGGACUAACUCACCUCCUGAUUCCACAAAGGCUGUGGACAGACCACCCUGCAUUAACCAAACAAGUGGUAAGGAAGCCAAGAAGACAGAAAAUCCAAAUUGACCAUAUCUCUUCAAUCUAUCUGUCACAGAUCCAUCUGUUUAUGACAGUAUUGUAAUGGGCUAUCUACAAGGCACAAGUCAGGAAUGUAAUACAAAUGUCUAAAUGAGUGCAGCUUCAACAGUACUUAAGAAACCAUGCACCAUCAAAUAACCCUCUUGCUUGGCUCCUCAUUCAUCACUUCAAUAUUCACUUCUUCCAACACAAACACAAAGAGGAAGCAAUAUGUACCAUCUACAAGAUGCAAUGCAGCAACUCACCAAAGCUCUUACAAUGGGACUUUAUAAACACUCAACCUCUAACACCUAGAAGGAUAAAGACGGGUGAUGCAUGGGAGUGCCACCACAUGAAUGUUCCCCUCUAAGAAACACCAUCCUGAUUUGGACCUUUAUCACCAUUUCAUUAUUGUCAUUGGGUCAUGAUCUUGGAACUCCGACCCUAACAUCACUGUGGAUAGAUCUACCCAGGAUAGAUUGCAGCAUUUCAAAAAGGAGAAGCCAGGAUACGUGGUGAAGAACUAUUUUUUCUACUACUUGUUCCGAUUUGCUGCUGCACUGGGUCAGGAGAUAUUUUACAUCACAUUCCUUCCAUUUACUUAUUGGAAUUUUGAUCCAUUUGUUUCAAGGAGGCUGGUUGGCGUGUGGGCUAUUGUUAUGUACUUGGGGCAAGCCUCCAAAGACAUCAUUAAGUGGCCUCGUCCAUUAUCCCCACCAGUUGUAAAGUUGGAAACAAGAGUUGAUGCAGAGUACGGUAUGCCAUCAACGCAUGCCAUGGCAGCAACUGCUAUCUCCUUUACGUUCCUUGUCGCUACAAUGUACAGAUACAAGUAUUCAGUUGCAUUAGGACUAAUGGCAUCUACGGUGCUGUCUGCUCUGGUCUCACUCAGCAGGCUCUACACAGGAAUGCACACUGUGCUGGAUGUGAUCUGUGGAAUCCUUGUUACUGCAGUGUUUAUGGCUCUUACAUAUCCUUUCUGGAACAUUAUUGACAAUUUCCAGUUAACCAGUCCUUUAACCCCCAUCAUUGCAAUAGUUAUACCCUUUCUCAUGAGUUAUACCUAUCCAGCACUAGAUCAUUACAGCCCAACCAGAGGGGACACCACGAUUAUCCUGGGUGUUGCAUCAGGAUGUACAAUUGGCUUUUGGAUGAACUAUCAGUAUGGUCGGACAUAUGAGCCUACAGGACCUCUCCCAUUUGAACUACCUUCUAUAACACUGGAAGUUGUGUCACUAGCAAUUGCACGCUUUCUCGUUGGAAUUAUUGUUCUUGUUGCUACUCGCCAAGUUGUCAAAACAUUCUCCCUCAAAGCACUGUGUGCAUGGUUUAAUGUUGGAGAACAUGAUGAGGAAGCUAGGAAAAGACUGGAAAUUGAAGUACCAUAUAAGUUUGUAACAUAUUCAUCCAUUGGCUUCAAUGCAACAGCUGUAGUUCCUUUGCUGUAUCAAUUCCUUGAACUACUGUGAGAAUGGCUAAUGGAUGGAGUUUUGUUGUAAUUUCUUAUGUAGACUGAGAUGCAUUUAAUGCAUUGAUGAAGACCAACAUAAAAGAUAUUUCCUGCACUAUCAUA